This is a messenger RNA of Venustampulla echinocandica, 597 nucleotides long. RefSeq lists its product as uncharacterized. The transcript has 4 exons. NCBI's taxonomy places the organism in Eukaryota, Fungi, Ascomycota, Leotiomycetes, Helotiales, Pleuroascaceae. The coding region runs from base 1 to 597 and encodes 198 amino acids. The record is from RefSeq and is a predicted model, not a curated record.
AUGGCCGAUCGUAAGGCCUUCUUUUACGGCACUUUGAUGGUCCGGGAAGUCUUAUAUCGAGUAUGUUAUGGCGACGAGAGGGCAGACAAGGACCCGAUUCUCGGACUGCUGGCUGCCAGCCUUACCAUUCAACCCGCCAUCCUCCACGACUAUUGUCGGCACCGGGUCCUUAACGUAGAUUAUCCGGGGAUUGCUCCGCAGAAAGGCCAUACUGUGCGAGGAACGUACGUCACCGGAUUGACGGACGCUGACAUCUGGCGCCUGGAUCAUUUCGAGGGCAGCGAGUACGAGAGGAGGGACGUCCAGGUUCAACUGCUGAAGAAGGAUGGCGAGGUCGGGGCUAAGGAGAAACUUGUGUAUGCGGAUGCGGAAACGUAUGUGUACACGGCGGGUGAGGAACAUCUCGAGGAGAGGGAAUGGGAUUUCGACGAGUUCCGCCGCGAGAAAAUGCACCGAUGGGUCGGGUCACGUCAGGAGUAUGAAGAGGUUGACGAGGCACUUGCACGCAAUGGCCAUGACCAGACGGGAGGGAGAGGCGUCCAGAAUUGUUCAUAUGGGAGGGAAAGCGAAGGGGACGUUCUGAAGUCGGCCGUUUAA